Molecule: messenger RNA, 4711 nt
Organism: Cavia porcellus (domestic guinea pig)
Lineage: Eukaryota; Metazoa; Chordata; Mammalia; Rodentia; Caviidae
Gene: Gabpa
Product: GA binding protein transcription factor subunit alpha
Exons: 10
Coding region: 201-1565 (454 amino acids)
Biological process (GO): cell differentiation; regulation of transcription by RNA polymerase II
Cellular component (GO): nucleus
Molecular function (GO): sequence-specific DNA binding; DNA-binding transcription factor activity, RNA polymerase II-specific
Source: RefSeq, a predicted model, not a curated record
UACCGUUCUACUUCCGGCCCUGGCUCCGCCCCUCACGCCUGCGGGCCAUCGCAAUGCACUAUGGGUCACCGUUCCAGUCGUUCGACGCUUACCGGACAGGAAGCGUCUCGGAGACUGUCUGCGACCGGACAGCUCUAGGUGAGACAGAAGGCGAAGAGGAGGAGGAAGUGGAGGGACUGAGCUCUUGAAAUACUUCAACCAUGACUAAAAGAGAAGCAGAAGAGUUAAUAGAAAUUGAGAUUGAUGGGACUGAGAAACCAGAGUGCACAGAAGAAAGCAUUGUAGAACAAACCUAUACCUCAGCUGAAUGUGUAAGCCAGGCCAUAGACAUAAAUGAACCAAUUGGCAAUUUAAAAAAACUGCUAGAACCAAGACUACAGUGUUCUUUGGAUGCUCAUGAAAUUUGUCUGCAAGAUAUUCAGCUGGAUCCAGAAAGAAGUUUAUUUGACCAAGGAGUAAAGACAGAUGGAACUGUACAGCUUAGUGUACAGGUAAUUUCUUACCAAGGGAUUGAGCCAAAGCUAAAUAUCCUGGAAAUUGUGAAAACUGCGGAAACUGUUGAAGUAGUUAUUGAUCCAGAUGCUCAUCAUGCCGAAGCAGAAGCACAUCUUGUAGAAGAAGCUCAAGUGAUAACUCUUGAUGGUACCAAACAUAUCACAACCAUUUCAGACGAAACCUCAGAGCAGGUGACAAGAUGGGCUGCGGCACUGGAAGGUUACAGGAAAGAACAAGAACGCCUUGGGAUACCCUACGAUCCCAUUCAGUGGUCCACAGACCAGGUCCUGCAUUGGGUAGUUUGGGUAAUGAAGGAGUUCAGCAUGACGGAUAUAGACCUCACCACACUCAACAUUUCAGGAAGAGAAUUAUGUAGUCUCAACCAAGAAGAUUUUUUUCAGCGAGUACCUCGGGGAGAAAUUCUCUGGAGUCAUCUGGAGCUGCUUCGAAAAUAUGUGUUGGCAAGCCAAGAGCAACAGAUGAAUGAGAUAGUUACAAUCGAUCAACCUGUGCAAAUUAUUCCCGCAUCUGUGCAGUCUACUACACCAACUACCAUUAAAGUUAUAAAUAGUAGUGCAAAGGCAGCUAAAGUACAAAGAGCUCCAAGGAUUUCGGGAGAAGAUAGAAGCUCACCUGGAAACAGAACAGGAAACAAUGGUCAAAUCCAACUAUGGCAGUUUUUGUUAGAACUUCUUACUGACAAGGACGCUCGAGACUGUAUUUCUUGGGUUGGUGAUGAAGGCGAGUUUAAGCUAAAUCAGCCUGAGCUGGUUGCACAAAAAUGGGGACAACGCAAAAAUAAGCCUACAAUGAACUAUGAGAAACUCAGUCGUGCAUUAAGGUAUUAUUAUGAUGGGGACAUGAUUUGUAAAGUUCAAGGCAAGAGAUUUGUAUACAAGUUUGUCUGUGACUUGAAAACUCUCAUUGGAUACAGUGCUGCCGAAUUGAACCGCUUGGUCACAGAAUGUGAACAGAAGAAACUUGCGAAGAUGCAGCUGCAUGGAAUUGCCCAGCCAGUCACAGCAGUGGCCCUGGCGACUGCUUCUCUCCAAACUGAAAAGGAUAAUUGAGACCCAGGAGCUUCUGGGGAUCUAAGGUCUUUCUUAAAUAUUAGAGCAAGCAUCGCUCUUAACCUUUGUUACUGAAUUUGAAUCUUUUAUUUCUAGACUAUACAAUCUGAUGCAUUUUUUUUUAUAAAUGUUUCAUACUCGGUGAAUUUGGAUCUUUUUACUUUGAGCAUAUAUUUUAGCAUAAGUGUAUAUUAAAGGGUCACCACAAGGUGUCUGCGGUGUGAAAGCAGCUUCAUUUUGGAAUAGUUUGUUAAACAGUCAGAAAAGCUAAACUGGUCAGUAUUAAUGUCUAGCCCUACCAAAAACAGCCAGUAGCAUCUGAAGAUGAAAAACAAAUGAAAUAUCCCAGGAAACAGUCUGGCUUAGCUAUUUUUAAAAUGUAACUGUUUCCCUUCUCUGCUGCUUUAGAUGUUACUUUAUAUAGAACCAGAAUAUGGAAUUUCUCAGCUAAAGCAUGUGUGCCUGUUGCGUCUAGUCAAGCAGAGCUAAAAUGUUCGUAUCAAAUAAAUUUAUAAUAAACUACGAGUAUCAGGUUAGUAACAUAUUUGCAAGUAAAGGACAAUAAAAAGGUGACUAGCAAAGGAGCGGUGCUAAAGGGGGAGAUCCAGGUUUAAAUGGGGCUUAACUCCAGCCAGUGUUAAGCGUUGUCUGUGGAUGAUUCGUUAUGUCAGGCCACAGAUUUAAAUUAUUUUGAGAGAGACAUUUAAUUCUAAUAAACCAGUUAUUAUAAAGAUACUAAAAUGAUCUCUGUUUUUCCCGUCAGAGAUUUUAAAAAAUUGAAGUUACCUCAGCUAUAAAAUAAAAAGUUGUUUGAUUUGGUAUGACUUUUUUUAAAUUAGUCUAUUGUGUCUGUUUAUUGUGCAAAACAGCUUAUAUAUUGUGUUUCUGAUGAAGACUUUAAAGCAGACAGCAGUACUUUACCUUUCAAGAUGUUAGUAAAUUACUUGCAAAUAAUUAUAAAAGGAAAAAUUUGACCUUCAUUUUAGGUAGUUUACUCUUUAAAACAAAACUUCCCACUUAUUUUUCCUUUUGAAUAUUAUAUAUGUAUGUAUAUACAGAUGCAUACAUGUUCAGUUGAUCACUUUUAUACAUACGCAUGUAUGAAGACAUAGAUAUUCAAAGGGGUAUUAAAUAAUAUAUUUUUAAAAUUUUAAAAUUCUUGUAUGAAAUUACUAAGAGUUAACACUAAAUAGAAAUGGCUACAAAGUACAUCUUUUUGUUGUUUCAAGGCAUCUAUGCAUGAAUCAUGAUUUGAGAGACUGACAAAUAGCUUUUCUAGCAAAAUAUUGUUCCUCAAGUACUACCUUGUACAUCUUCUCCCUCAUUUCCUUUAAAUUUAUUCCCCAAAACAGGUUUAUAAGAGCUCAGCUUUAUAAGAGCUUAGUAAAUGCUAUUGACUAGGAGGAAACAACCAUGGGUACAAGCCAGGUGGCACUACCAAUGUUAAACAGGGAUUUGGAAUGAGUCCUUGGAGACAGGAAUUCUAAGGACAAAAAAGAAUGUUGUUUGAUCUCCUUUUCUGGUAACUUGAGUCAUAAUUUUCAAUGCUAUGCUAAAGGCCAAUAGCAUGUAUUGUUAGUUCAUUUGUACUGUAUUAAAUUCUUUAGUAUUCUGCCAUAAGUACUUUAAAAGAAUAGCAUUUAUAUCUUUCUUUUUUAUAAACAGAAUAAACUGACAAAUUACUAGUACAGUUUGGGCACUGAUUUUAAGAAUAUCUGAGUAAAAUAACAAUAUGAAGUAAUAUAUUUUAGAAGCCCUAACUUCAGAUAACAAAUAGGUAUCUGUAAAUAAGGUUUUGCAUCAUCUUCUAACAGCCUGAGGAGUUCACUUAAGUAAAGUUUAUUUUAAAAAUAAAGUAUACUGUUCUGGUUUAUGAGAAGCUCAAGAAUCUUGACUUUUAGAUUGAAAAUGCUUAUAGUUACAGUUUUAGCCAAGAAGAUAGGUUUUAUGUGUCUUCUGUAUGUGUAUAUGUUUUUAAAGCAGGAAGACCCAUGUUUCCUUUAGAUUCCUAAAAAUCAAACUUUAUUUUUUUCUGCUUUAAGCAUUCCCCAGAUUUUUUUUAAACUACAUUUUAUCUGUUUUCUUCCUUGACUUUUUUAUUUUAUUCCUCAUAAUUUGAACACUUUUCUCUCAUACAUGAUCAGCUGAGUUACUUUUUUUUCCAUCUCUUUCAUCACUGUCCACUGUACACUGUAACACAUACAAGUCCAUGACUGAUGUCUCCAGCUGACUCAACAGGGUUUCAUGAGUUUGUCUCAAAUAUAAAAGUUUCUAUUAUUCUUACUGAGGAUGUGAUCUGCUAGAUGGUCUUCCAUUAAAAACUAACCUGUGUUAUGAGAAGAUAUAAUUCAUGCUGUUUGCUGUUUCAUGAAUUUUUUGUAAGAGACUGUAGAAAACAUUUAAAGGAAAACAAAAUUGCUCAUCUUUUUGUACCUUAGAGGUACAAAAAUGGUGAAAUACACACUUUGGUUUUAAAAUUUUUUCCAUCUAGUUUUGCAUUGAGCCAGCUUCAUUCAUUCAUUGUCUUACUAGUCUGCACCCUGAAAAAUUUGUGUUGGCACUGGAAAAAUCAAACAAACUAGGCAAAAUUGUUGUAUGUGAUUGAUUAUCUUGUGACCCAACUAAUCACAUUGACUUAUUAUCAAUCCAUGUCAGUUCAUAAGGAAAAACUUUUCUCCCCAGAUUAAUGCUGAUACUCAGAUAAUUAUUUCUUUUAAAAGAUUGUGCCUCCAAAUGUUUUUGGUGAGGUUGUCUGUUUUCUGCAUUCAUCAUUUUAUGCUACUGCCUUUUAUAAAAAAACUAGUAUAUCUUUGAUAUAGCACAAAAAUGUUUUAAAACUCAUAAUUGAAAAACAAACCUCUUAGUAUCUUCAGAUCUAAAGGGUAUAAAAUAUUAAUAGUUCAAUAUUUCACUUGUUGCCAGAAAAAAAUAUUCUCAAUCUUUUGUAAAAGGGAGGAGGAUUUUUGCAUACAUUUUUACUCUUUAAAUAAAGACACUUAUACUAUCACAAUAACAAUUAUGUAUUUCUUUGUGUUUUUUUUGUAAUUUUACAUGAAACAAUUAUUUUCUAUUUUUACUCAGAUAAAAAUAUUUGUGCAUAAAAUGUAAAAAUAGUAAAAUGAGAAAAAUAAAAUUAUUAUACAUUA